Messenger RNA from Schistocerca nitens (vagrant locust), 1354 nucleotides. RefSeq names its product probable nuclear transport factor 2 (gene Ntf-2). NCBI's taxonomy places the organism in Eukaryota, Metazoa, Arthropoda, Insecta, Orthoptera, Acrididae. Bases 158 to 550 code for a protein of 130 amino acids. The record is from RefSeq and is a predicted model, not a curated record. Gene Ontology annotation, biological process: protein import into nucleus. Gene Ontology annotation, cellular component: nuclear pore central transport channel. The transcript has 4 exons.
CACAACUGCUGCUGCCAUCUAAUGGCACACAUGUUUGUGUAGUGUUUAAGAAAGUUAAGGAAUAACUAAAAAGCUAUCUUCGUGUAGAGACUCUGUGCGUUUACGUUCAGUUUUCUUGAUCGUCUUUUUUUGUGUGUGGUUAAUUGCUGUGAUCAAAAUGGCAUUAAAUCCUGCAUACGAAGCGAUCGGGAAGGGUUUUGUUGCCCAGUACUAUGCUCUUUUCGAUGAUCCAGCUCAGCGGCCCAAUCUGAUUAACAUGUACAACACUGAGACAUCUUUCAUGACUUUCGAAGGGCUGCAAAUACAAGGUGCUGUCAAAAUAAUGGAAAAGCUAACAAGUUUGGCAUUCCAAAAGAUAAACCGAAUUAUUACAGCUGUUGACUCUCAACCAAUGUUUGAUGGUGGUGUAUUAAUAAAUGUCUUGGGAAGAUUGCAGUGUGAUGAAGACCCGCCUCACGCCUAUUCACAAGUGUUUGUGCUGAAGCCAGUGGGAAAUUCUUUUUACUGCCAACAUGAUAUAUUCCGUCUGAGCAUCCAUGACAGCGCCUGAUGGACACUGCCAAAUGUGGGACAGCAACAUGCCAAACCUGUGCCGCACUGCCGGUAUGGGGUGUGAUACAGACAUUUGUAUCUGGACAUUGACCACGUGGUUUCGAAUAAGUUACGUGUCCCCUGUUACUCGGCCGUUAAAAAUUUAUGAAAAACAUUGUUAAGUUUACUUCAGCAAGUCAUGCUUUUGCAGCUUAACUGUGUCCGGAACCACAUGGUUAUCCGCUUUGUUUUCCUCAGUCUGUUAAUUUCAUUAACGUUGAAAUUUUCUGUGUAACUCAUGUUAAUUGAUAAAGAUUGUAUGCAACACGUAAGUUUGUAAUCCGCAAAUUUUAAAUAUAAAUUGUGCUUAAUGACACUCUGAAACUUAAUUGGACCCAGCCUUUAUUUUUCACUUUUUUGUGUUCAGAAAUUAAGAGACUGUGUUACUGUAUUCAAUCCUCAAAUUUAAAAAAAAGAGGAAGUGCUUUCUGUUGUAUUUUUAUAUUGUAAUUAUCAUUCUCAACCAUUUUAAUAUUUUGGGGAAGUUAUUUGUUUGUAGCUUCAAAUAUCUGCUUAGUGAUUUUUAAUAGUGUAUUCACCUUUAGUUUAAUCAUUCUUCAGUAUGUCAUUUAAAAUAUUUAAAAACAGUGGAGUAUCCUUUUGCAUAAUGCUUAUGCAUAACAUUGGAAGAUUUGUAAUUUGUAGAGACGAGAUACGCCAGACAGCUCCCAUGGCUGUGAAAGUACAUUUAGCACUUUAUUAUAUUGAGCUAUAGCACUUUGCCUCAUUUGGACUGAAUAAAUACGUACUGUGAUACUUGUAA